Messenger RNA from Camelina sativa (false flax), 738 nucleotides. NCBI's taxonomy places the organism in Eukaryota, Viridiplantae, Streptophyta, Magnoliopsida, Brassicales, Brassicaceae. The record is from RefSeq and is a predicted model, not a curated record.
AUGGAUUCAAAAGUGUGUUCAUUGUUGCCUUUUGAAUUACUGGAAGAGAUACUUUGUAAGGUUCCAACUAAGUCUCUUAUACGACUCAAGUUAACGUGCAAACGGUGGCUCGCUCUGUUCAACGACAAGAGAUUCGUUUACAAGCACUUAGCUCUCCUCCAGGAACAUAUCAUACGGACCAAUUAUACUCAUAUGGUUAGGAUCAUCAACCCGGUAAAUGGAGCUAUCUCAUCUUUAUCACUUCCUCACGAGUUUGAGCUUAAAUCUGAGAUUUAUGGUAUGAUUCACUGCGAUGGACUAAUGCUGUGCAUCCUAGAAGUGGGUCCGGUUGCAUUGUGGAACCCAUGUUUGCAAAAGGUUAGAUGGAUCAAGCCCCUGCAGAGUUCUUCCCCUGGUUGUUAUAUCUAUGGCAUUGGAUACGACGGUUUGUCUCGGGAUGGCUACAAAUUCUUAAAGUUUGUGAAUGGUGUUUUUACCAGUAACGAGUACUCAAACACAGGGUUGCACAAACCAGUGGUCUACAUCUACGACUUCAAGUUGGAUUCUUGGAAAAUUAUUAAAGGUUUUUUGGAUUGGCAUGUGGUCUCACGUUGUAGAAGUGUGUCACUCGGAGGAAACAUGUAUUGGGUUGCUAAGUGGAAUCUUAAACCCGACAUGUUCAUCCAAUGUUUCAACUUCUCCACAGAGACAUUCGAGCCCUUGUGCGCUCUUCCCUUUNCCAUUAUUAAUAUUUUUUAA